AUGACCAACCAGACAAUGACCGGGCUCUGUCCCUCCCCGUUUCUCCAGGAGACCCUGUUCCCAUCUCACGGUGGAUUCAUCGACGGAAGAUUUUGCCAGGCCAUUUCCACCACCCAUGGGAACGUCUCCUGCUGUCUACCAUGCCCGCUGGCAGCAUGGACGUAUGGUGAUGAGUUGAUCUCCCAAACCAAGGUCGCGAGCUGGCUCGGGGUCGCAGUACUACCUCUGUGUAUAUUCCUCCUUGUAUCAUACGCCGUUCUUCCCGCGAAGUGGACGCAUCGUCAUUACCUGAGCAUCUGCUUCACGCUGGGGAUCCUGUUUAUGGAGGUCGCUUUUAUUAUCCCUCUCGGGGUAGAGCCUAAGCAAUGCUACAACCAGAUCACACCCAAUGAUAUGCACACUGACUUAUCCUGUGCCUUUACCGGGUCCAUGCUUCUAUUCGGAGGCUGGGUGACGGUGGUAUUCAGUUUCAUCCGCACCUUGGCUUUCCACCUCCAAGUCUGCUGGGAGGUCGUGCUUGGUCAGAAAUUCAUGUGGGCAGCUUUGGUCCUCGGAUGGGGCAUCCCGGUCAUUGGGCUGGCCGUGAUGCUGAUCCUCACAGGGGUGUCCUACCGGUUCGGUACUGUGUGUCAUAUCAACAUCCACGAGAGUAACCAUGACUACUGGGCCCCCGUCAUGGCUUUUGCCGUCGUCGCAUUGAUCCUGCAGCUGGUCACCAUGGCGUACUGCAUUUACAUCUACGUCAAAUCUGUCUUCGACCAGGCGGCAACGACCAACAGCUCGGGCAUUCCCUCUUACUCUUCCAGCGUCAAAACCAUGACCGCCCGUCAAGCAUACCGUCGGGUCCGCCGUGUUCUCCAGCUCCAGUGGCGCGGAGUCAGCCUGGUCCUGAUCAUAAUCGGGAAUGUCAUCUUCUUCGCCGUUGUCUUCAUCAACAUGGACAACCAGCUGGCCCCCACGACCGCGAACGCAGACCGGGCCGCCCCGUGGCUAGCCUGCCUCGUUCUGACACAAGGCGAGCGAAAAGAGUGCCUGACCUUCGCCAAAUCCAUCGUGCCCAACCGAGCCACCCUCCUCGCCGUACUCAUCCUCCUCGCGCUGGUCGGCUUCUGGAACUUCGUCCUCUUCGCACGCCCAUCCAUCUUCAUCGGCUGGGCGGAAUUCUUCAAAUCCCGCAUGGGUAAGCCCAGCGAAUUCGUUUCUGUGGACGCGCGACGAACCCCCGACUCGCGCGCAUACGAAAUGCUCAGCAACAACGGCGGGCUACCCCCCUACAACAUGAAGGAGCCGGAACCGAUAGUCCGGACCCCCAGCGCCGCACGGACCCUGGGAACUAAGACCCCCGACGGGGGCUACGGCCGCGAGGCUCGCUACGUGCGCCCAUCGAUGAGUUUCUCCUCGCCACAGCCGCCACCCAAUGUGUCGCAAGGCGCGGCACGCGAAUGGGAUCCGGAGGCGACGUUCGCCAGGGGGCAUUCCUCGUCGGGAUCGCAAUAA
Messenger RNA from Aspergillus heteromorphus CBS 117.55, 1497 nucleotides. It is a transcript of the gene gprM, whose product is annotated as protein gprM. Gene Ontology annotation, biological process: cell surface receptor signaling pathway. The record is from RefSeq and is a predicted model, not a curated record. Bases 1 to 1497 code for a protein of 498 amino acids. Lineage: Eukaryota; Fungi; Ascomycota; Eurotiomycetes; Eurotiales; Aspergillaceae. Gene Ontology annotation, molecular function: transmembrane signaling receptor activity. Gene Ontology annotation, cellular component: membrane. The transcript has 5 exons.